Molecule: messenger RNA, 1107 nt
Organism: Frieseomelitta varia
Lineage: Eukaryota; Metazoa; Arthropoda; Insecta; Hymenoptera; Apidae
Exons: 4
Coding region: 430-948 (172 amino acids)
Source: RefSeq, a predicted model, not a curated record
UUGCCAUAAUUGAACUGAAUUAAUUUCAUGCAACGUUAAUCCUUCCUAAAAUUUCAUUGGAUGUAGUAUUUCAGAAAGGCGAUUCAUGUUUGAAUUAAAAUGAUAAAAAAACGAUGAUACCACGGGUCCUUAAUGAUAUUUCGUGACGUCAUCGUUAAAAUUCAAGCAUCGACGGAGGUCUCAGUCAGAGUUAGAGACCCAUCAAACUUGAUAAAGCAUAAAUCGUAUGCAGAGGGUUCUGCCAAGUGGGAAUGGAAGUGGAGUGAAUCGGUCGUUUAAUAAUGUAGCAACUGACAAAACGCUAGAACGAUCGUCGAUUAUCAAUGGCUCGUUUUUCGCAGCUUUGAUCCUCUAGCUUUGUAACAUUUCCCUCUAUUACGACAGCCAAAAUAUCUUACUAUAUCGGUAUUUGUAACUAAUUCUUCCAUUAUGCGAUUCUUAGCGAUUAUGGCAGUGUCAGGGCAAGUGACCUACGACCUUUGCAAAAAAUGUAACAGAAGUUACCACGACUUGAGAAAUAUGUAUGAAAGGAACUUGAUACAGAAUGUUUUCCAUCUACCUGAAGAAGAUCACACUGAGAAACUUGAGAAGAGGCAAUGGCUCUUCAAUCGGGACAAUAGAAAUUCAUUGCCUGAGUAUCAUAGUUUAUGCGAAACUGUAACGGAAACAGUGCAACUAGACGAUUCCGAGUACGAGUAUCAACCGCCUCUUUAUCAUGAGGUUUACUGUAAAAGUAACGCUUUGCUAGACAGCCUUCAACGCGCCAAUCCAUCGAAGCAGAAAUGCGUAUAUAAUGGUUUUCAUUGCGUGCAAAGAAGUAGAACUUUGAUAUUGGUAAGGCGACGAUGGGAAAACGAGUGUUGGGAACCUUUUGUCAAACAAAUUCCCAGUGGUUGUGACUGUAUGUGGCCAAAAUCUGUCCUCGGAGAUAUAACUAAACAUUAUUAAUCACCAAUAGUCUUUUACAUCAUAUUGCAUCAGAGAAAUUAACAAUUAAGAAGUGAAAAUUCUUUAUUAAAUUUUAAACGAUUGAAUAUUUAGUGGUGCAAAAAAGAUCUGGUACAGAAUCAUUAUGUAUAUUAUCAAAUAUAUAUAAAUUUGUAAUCU